Messenger RNA from Pseudo-nitzschia multistriata, 1614 nucleotides. Lineage: Eukaryota; Bacillariophyta; Bacillariophyceae; Bacillariales; Bacillariaceae. The record is from the annotation of a GenBank genome assembly.
CAUAGAGUAGUAUGUCAAUAGAUUCAAUAUUUUCAUUGUUUACGGGAAUCACCCAUAGAAGAGAUGUUGACGCUAUCCUCGUAUUCACAAUACGAAGAACACCCUCGAGGCUAUUUUUAAAAAAUCCGUCUCACCUGAUCCCGUCCUUGUACGAAGCUACGUAUCGAACGUACCGAACUGUACGGUAUGUUGUGAUUCUUUUGCGAACCAGAACGGAUGUCAAUUCUUAGGUUCAACGAGCUCUGAGGAAUAGUGCAAACACCGACAGUACCAGGGCCAUGGCUACCACCAAAGAUACCGCGGAUGCGACAAUGGAUGUUGGCUUCGAGGUCGUCGAAGAAGACUGGACCAUAGUGGAGGGUGGAGAAUUGAGAGGGAUGAAACACGACAAAGGGGUCCUUUCGCUUAGUUCCGAAAACACCCGUGAUGUCCAUCGCUGGCGUAAAAUGCCUUCCCUGGAAGAAUACGAGUCGCUCAAGAAGUUGGAUCUUCACAAGAGUCGCUAUAUAAAGAAUUUGCACGAAUCGGUUUGCCGAUUGUCAAAUCUAGAGGUGCUUUCUCUUGUACGCUGCGAAAAACUAAUCACUCUUCCUGCUCAAAUUGGAAAUCUGAGCAACUUGCAAGAGCUCAAUCUUACGGACGCUUCGGAACUGUCUUCUCUUCCGGAAUCUCUAGGGAAUCUCUCCAAUUUGCGAAAGAUUUCCAUCGGUGGGCAUCAGGGAUCCGGCAAUAAAGUUUUGAAGAGAUUGCCAUCCACAUUCGGGAACUUGAAGAGUCUAGAAAUAUUGUGUCUCGACAAAUGUAAAGAACUGGAGUCGUUGCCGCCAGACAUCGGGAAUCUUAAAAACCUGAAGGUAGUUCUCAUGCGGUAAGUAAAUAUUGAAGUGAAGGACACUUCAAGUUUGUUCGUAAGUUGCUGGUUAUAUUGUAUUCAUUAUGUAAUAGUAUUCUCACGUUUUUCUGGAAAGCGAAUGCAAGGCUGUCAAAGAACUACCAAAAUCCAUCGGGGCCCUCUCGAACCUAGUAGAGCUAUCCAUAAGCAAGUGCAUUGGACUUUCAAACAUUCCACCUGAACUUGGUGACUGUGGGAAUCUAGAGGAUUUGAUUAUGAACAAAUGCAAAAAUAUUACAACCCUCCCAGACAAUAUUUGCAAUCUGAGGUCGCUUUGCAUGCUUGAUUUGAGAGCCUGUAAAAAGCUUAUUAUCCUUCCGAGUCAAAUCGGGCGACUAACAAAUCUGAAGUUCUUGGAUCUUCGAACCUGCAAACGCCUUGAAACUCUUCCCAAAUCGCUCGGGGAGUUGACGAAGCUUGAAUUUCUGGACAUUUCUGCUUGCGUCGACCUCACUGUCCCCAGAUCGCUUGAAAAAUUUAAAGACAUGACGGAGGGCUGGGAUGAAAACAGGGUCCAGUAAAAAGCCAUGUUGGUAGAAGUAACGUUCUACAUUCAAUACCAAAAAAGAAGAAAGCUUUCUACGCGGUCUUCAGUUUUUUCCUUCAUACUUAGUAAAGUAAUAUCUAUGUACAGUGUUCUACUGGUGCUCAUUGAACGUUAUUCUUUUCGCCAAUGUUAAGACAAAUCAUAUUUGAUAUCUAAAUAAUGUUAUCUAUCCAUU